UAAAUAAAUGCACAACUCAAACCCAAAGCAUGUUAUGGGUGUUGCAGAAAAUGAGGAAAGAAAAUAUCUCUUCACCAUAAGCAGCCACGUAAGAAAACUAAAGUGUGGAUUCAUGUUGGCUUGACACCACUCUCAACUCUAUAAUUCUAUAACCCCUGUUUUGGAAAAAUCACUGUCUGAAAGAAAGUGAAACUGAAACCACUACCCAUUGUCACUAUAUAUGAAACCUCGCUUGUCAUGAAUCCACCAAAAGAGAGAAAUGGCUUUCACGAAUUCCAGAUCUCAAUCAGCUUUCGCAGAAAAAGAAAAAGAGAAUCUUGAUAUCUUAGGGGAGAAGGAUUUGAUAUCCAGACAGCUCCAGUUGAAGUCUUCAAAAGCCGGUUUCCAGAGCCUCCUUGGACGCUUACGGCAACGCAGGUCUUACAACAGAGCCAAACGCGCUUUGGAGGCUCUGAUGGGCACAUCGGAAGCCAACUCCGCCACUGUGCAUGAACAAAAGUGGCUUCAUCUGCCUGACUCUUUCUCUUCUCCAUAACUUCUCAUAACCUCUUAAGAGAAUAGAAGCACCAAUGUUCACUAAAAAUGAGUCUCUCUUGUACAAAUUCUACCUGAUGAUGAGAUCUCUUCAAGCUCCAUUUAAUGGUUUAUCUCUGCCUACAGAAAUUUUCUUUAAGAAA
Vigna radiata var. radiata (mung bean) is the source of this 677-nucleotide messenger RNA. RefSeq lists its product as uncharacterized. Lineage: Eukaryota; Viridiplantae; Streptophyta; Magnoliopsida; Fabales; Fabaceae. Bases 260 to 535 code for a protein of 91 amino acids. The record is from RefSeq and is a predicted model, not a curated record. The transcript has a single exon.